This is a messenger RNA of Cooperia oncophora, 483 nucleotides long. Lineage: Eukaryota; Metazoa; Nematoda; Chromadorea; Rhabditida; Trichostrongylidae. The record is from the annotation of a GenBank genome assembly.
AUGCUGAUGAAAAACGUUGAUCUAUCCCGAGGACUUUCAAACGGUUCGCGAGGAGUUGUCACGAAAUUCUCAAAGAAAGGAUUUCCGGUGGUCAAAUUUUUUUCGACCCAUGAAGAGAUCGAGGUCACGCCGAUCCGCUUUGCGGUUCGUAUUCCGGGGCACGAUGAACCAGCAUGUCGACGCCAGCUACCACUGCAACUAGCAUGGGCCAUUUCAAUCCACAAAUCUCAAGGACUAACCCUUGAUGCAGUGGAAGUGAGCCUUGAAAGAGUGUUUGCUGAAGGUCAGUCGUAUGUGGCUUUGUCCAGAGCACGUAGUCUUGCCUCACUCCGUGUGAUUGCUUUCGACGCCUCUGCCAUCAGGGCGAACAAGAACGUUGUUAGGUACUAUGAAUCAAUCAAAGAAAGCGCUGAAAAUGAAGUUGAAGAAGAGAAUUUUAUCGUUCGAAAGCGUCGUAAAUUGUCCUACGAUUCUACAAGUUGA